Tigriopus californicus is the source of this 861-nucleotide messenger RNA. Its product is annotated as proteasome inhibitor PI31 subunit-like. Gene Ontology annotation, molecular function: endopeptidase inhibitor activity; proteasome binding. NCBI's taxonomy places the organism in Eukaryota, Metazoa, Arthropoda, Copepoda, Harpacticoida, Harpacticidae. Gene Ontology annotation, biological process: proteasome-mediated ubiquitin-dependent protein catabolic process. The record is from RefSeq and is a predicted model, not a curated record.
GACCAACGUGACUAUGAGUGGCUUCGGUUGGGACCUCGUUCAAAGGUCAACCGAACGGGAUAUCAGCACCCAUAACGAUGUGGUGGUGGCCUUCACCCAUUGGAAGCUGUUGGCUUUAGGCCUUCGUUGUGUGGGUAAUGGGGACCAUUUUCAGGCUGGAUCGGACCCAUCGCCCUCUGAACUGCUUCCGACCGAUUGGAACAAAGAUAAUUCAGCCUUGUACACGCUAAAAUAUCGACAUCACGAGACCACGGCCGACAAAUAUGUUUUGAAGGCCAUCGUGGCCGGAUCGUCCUUGAUAUUGAGCCUUGUCCGAGUAGCCGAUGAGCAAGUCACCACCUUAAGCGUGGAAUCAGAGAAGUGGGUCGAUUUGGGUGACAAAAACGUCCUCAAAAAGGACGAAUUGGCUAAAACCGUGGAUAAAGAGUUGUUGGAUCCGAUUUUUAAGCCAUCGUCAGAAACUGAGGCCAAAGCUGAAGAGGCCAAAGGUCAAAGCAGUUCCAGAUUGCGGGAUGAGUCUCAGGGCUCCUCGUCCGGUUUGAGAGUGGGUGGGCCCCGGGGACCUCUCAGACGGGAUGAUUUGCUCUUGGGCUCGUCAGAUUUGGAUCCCUUGGGACGAAUGGGUGGACCUGGAAUGGUAUUCGAACCGGGGAACUUCAUGGCCCCGCCUCGAGCCCGAUUCGACCCAGUACAUCCAUAUAUGCCUAAUCCUGGGAUGGGUGGUCCCAUGGGACCAGGGAUGGGGGGCCCUAUGGGUCCAGGAAUAGGACGGAGGCGUUUUGGGGAUGAGAUGCAACCCCCCGGAUUUGAUAACGAUGACAUGUUUGGCUGAAUAAAUUCAAAGUGGAACUGGGCCUUAAA